Sinocyclocheilus anshuiensis is the source of this 738-nucleotide messenger RNA. Its product is annotated as unconventional myosin-X-like. Lineage: Eukaryota; Metazoa; Chordata; Actinopteri; Cypriniformes; Cyprinidae. Gene Ontology annotation, cellular component: axonal growth cone. Gene Ontology annotation, biological process: axon extension. The record is from RefSeq and is a predicted model, not a curated record. The transcript is spliced from 6 exons. The annotation marks the transcript as partial.
CAGGCUGGCUGUACAAGAAGGGCGGCGGUCUAUCUACUCUCUCUCGCAGGAACUGGAAGAUGCGCUGGUUCGUUCUGCGUGACUCCAAGCUCAUGUACUUUGAGAAUGACAGUGAGGAAAAGCUGAAAGGGACAAUUGACAUCCACUCAGCCAAGGAGAUUGUGGACAAUCAUGAGAAAGAGAAUGCUCUGAAUAUUGUGACAGACGAGAGAACAUACCAGGUGUUUGCAGAGUCACCGGAGGAUGCCAGUGGCUGGUUUACCGUGUUGAGUCGGGUCCAAAAUGCCACCCCGGAGCAGCUGCUGGAGAUGUCCCAUGAGCAGGCCAACCCAAAGAACGCUGUGGGCACACUGGAUGUUGGAUUGAUUGAUUCAGUUUGUGCUUCAGACAAUCCCGACAGACCUAAUUCAUUUGUGAUCAUCACAGCCAAUCGUGUGAUCCACUGUAACUCAGACCUGCCGGAGGAAAUGCAUCACUGGAUCAGUCUGCUGCAGAAACCCAAAAGAAACUCCAAAAGUGAUGGACAGGAGUUCCUGGUCAGAGGAUGGCUGCACAAGGAGAUGAAGGCAGGAGCCAAAGGUUCUGCUCUCAAACUGAAAAAGCGCUGGUUUGUCUUGACUAACAACUCUCUGGACUACUACAAGUCUUCUGAGCGCAAUGCAUCUAAGAUGGGCACCCUGGUUCUGAACAGCCUGUGCUCUGUUGUCCAGCCUGAGGAGAAAAAGUUUAAAGAGACAG